CUCCUGCGACUGUGCGCUCUGCACGCUACGUCAUGACGUUGUGGAUGAUCGGCAACAUGGCGGCGCACAGUGUUCCUUCGACGUUAAAGAGGCUUCUGUUCGCUGUAAAGUAUUCCCCUCUCCAGUCCAGAUGCUGUGCUGUGCAGAGAGAAGCUCAGUAUUCCACCAUAUCUAUUCCCAGUGAAAAGACCUUUGAUAAGAUCCUCAUUGCAAACAGAGGAGAGAUUGCUUGCAGGGUGAUCAAGACAUGCAAGAAGAUGGGCAUCCAGACUGUGGCUGUUCACAGUGAUGUAGACUCCAGCGCUGUUCAUGUAAAGAUGGCUGAUGAGGCGGUCUGUGUUGGCUCCGCCCCCACCAGUAAAAGCUACUUGAACAUGGAUGCCAUCAUGGAUGCCAUCAGAGUGACUGGAGCACAAGCUGUUCAUCCUGGUUAUGGGUUUCUGUCUGAAAAUAAAGAGUUUGCAAAACGACUGGCAGCAGAAGGUGUAGCAUUCAUUGGCCCAGACACCCAUGCUAUCCAGGCAAUGGGGGAUAAAAUUGAAAGCAAGCUAAUUGCAAAGGCUGCCAAAGUCAACACUAUCCCAGGAUUCGAUGGCGUUGUCAAGACUGCAGAGGAAGCUGUGAAGAUUGCACAGGAGAUUGGUUACCCUGUGAUGAUCAAAGCUUCUGCAGGUGGAGGAGGGAAAGGAAUGAGGAUUGCCUGGAACGAUGAGGAGACGAGGGAAGGUUUCCGGUUCUCAUCGCAGGAGGCAGCAUCCAGCUUUGGAGAUGACAGGCUGCUCAUUGAGAAAUACAUAGACAACCCCAGACAUAUAGAGAUUCAGGUAUUGGCUGAUAAACAUGGAAAUGCUCUGUGGCUCAAUGAGAGGGAGUGCUCCAUCCAGAGGAGGAACCAGAAGGUAGUGGAAGAGGCGCCCAGUACUUUCCUGGACCCAGUCACACGACGGGCAAUGGGUGAACAAGCAGUCCAGCUAGCCAAAGCUGUGCAGUACUCCUCUGCUGGGACUGUGGAGUUUCUAGUGGAUUCUAAGAAGAACUUCUAUUUCCUGGAGAUGAACACACGACUACAGGUGGAGCAUCCAAUUACAGAGUGUAUAACUGGCUUGGAUCUGGUGGAGCAGAUGAUCAGGGUUGCCAAGGGUUACCAACUCCAGCACACGCAGGACGAUAUCCCAAUAAAUGGCUGGGCCAUUGAGUGCCGGGUCUAUGCAGAGGAUCCUUACAAGUCUUUCGGUCUUCCUUCCAUUGGACGGCUGUCUCAAUACCAGGAGCCACUCGACCUUGACAAAGUCCGUGUAGACAGCGGCAUUCAAGAGGGAAGUGACAUCAGCAUCUACUAUGAUCCCAUGAUCUCUAAGCUGAUUACCUACGGAGCUACACGAGCUGAAGCUCUUGGUAGGAUGGAGGACGCUCUGGAUAACUAUGUGAUCAGAGGUGUGACCCACAACAUUCCUCUCCUGCGAGAAAUCAUCACUCAUCCUCGCUUUGUCUCUGGUCACAUCAGCACCAACUUCCUCCCAGAGGUUUACCCUGAUGGCUUUAAGGGCCAUCAGCUAGAGGCAGAUGCAAAAAGGGAGCUGUUGGCAUCAGCAGCAGUGCUCUACAUCACUGCUGAGCUCCGUUCAGCAAAGGUCCUUGGUACCCAGAGGGUGGCCUCCACUCCUGUGGAAUGCAGCCACUGGGAGCUGUGUGUGGAACUGGGCGAGGAACGCCAGGAUGUGGAAAUCAGCAAAUCAGGAACUGUUUAUACUGUGGAGAUGGAUGGAGCGAAGGUGGAAGUUUGGGGAGCUUUGAAUCUGGCCUCCCCAUUGCUGCCACUCACAAUCAAUGGCACACAGAGAAUGCUACAGUGCCUUUCCAGAGAUGCUGCUGGAGUGAUUGUCCUACAGUACCUGGGCACAUUGUUUAAGGUUCGAGUUCUGUCCAAGCUGGCUGCAGAGUUGAACUCCUACAUGCCAGAAAAAGUUUCAGAGGACACGAGCAGCAUCCUGCGUUCGCCGAUGCCGGGAACAGUUGUGGCUGUAUCUGUCAAACCUGGAGAUACGGUUGCAGAAGGUCAGGAGAUUUGUGUAAUUGAAGCCAUGAAGAUGCAGAACAGUUUGACUGCUGUCAAGCAAGCAAAGGUUAAAAGUGUCCACUGUAAGCCAGGGGAGACUGUGGGGGAAGGAGACCUGCUUGUGGAGCUGGAAUAAAACAUGAUCCGUUCCCUUUGACAUGUGACUUGUGUGAACUGGGACAGAUGGAGUUGAACUGUGUCACAAUGUUGGUGUGGGUGCUCACACAGUUGUCACAUGUAUCUUUGAUUCAGCUGACUGUUCCAAUCACUCUGUUGUAUUUAGGUUCCAUCCAUCCAUCCAUCCAUUCGCUUCGCUUAUCCUUUUCAGGGUCG
This is a messenger RNA of Oreochromis aureus, 2389 nucleotides long. It is a transcript of the gene pcca, whose product is annotated as propionyl-CoA carboxylase subunit alpha. Gene Ontology annotation, cellular component: mitochondrion. The coding region runs from base 33 to 2192 and encodes 719 amino acids. The record is from RefSeq and is a predicted model, not a curated record. Gene Ontology annotation, molecular function: metal ion binding; propionyl-CoA carboxylase activity; ATP binding. Lineage: Eukaryota; Metazoa; Chordata; Actinopteri; Cichliformes; Cichlidae. The transcript has 23 exons.